Messenger RNA from Vigna unguiculata (cowpea), 2776 nucleotides. Its product is annotated as LRR receptor-like serine/threonine-protein kinase IOS1. Gene Ontology annotation, biological process: protein phosphorylation. Gene Ontology annotation, molecular function: ATP binding; protein binding; protein kinase activity. Lineage: Eukaryota; Viridiplantae; Streptophyta; Magnoliopsida; Fabales; Fabaceae. The record is from RefSeq and is a predicted model, not a curated record.
GUCAACAUAUACAAUGUGGACGAGAUUCUCCGUUGCAGUUUUAGUAGCUGUUCUACUUAUUCAAGCUCAUGCUCAACCAGGAUUCAUCAGCAUAGAUUGCGGAGCUGAAGCAGGUGUGAACUAUAAUGAUUCAAUAUUUGGCAUAAAUUACGUUUCGGAUGCAGAGUUCAUAAAUACGGGUGUGAGUGGGACAAUAGCAUCCGAAGAGAUCAACAGAUUCAAUCAAAAACAACUGCAGAAGCUUAGAAGUUUCCCGGAAGGAAAAAGGAACUGCUACAAAAUAAGCGUCACAGGAGGCUCUAAGUACCUCAUACGCACGGUUUUUGUGUACGGAAAUUAUGAUGGCCGAAAUAUGCCACCACAGUUUGAUCUUCUGCUCGGACCUAGCCACUGGGAUACAGUGACUAUAAGCAACGCAUCUAUUAGCCAAUUCAAUGAAAUCAUACAUGUACCUUCACUGGAUUAUGUGCAAAUCUGUCUGAUUAACACAGGCCAUGGUACACCAUUUAUAACAAACAUAGAAUUCAGGACUUUGAAAAAUGAUACAUACGUCACUCAAUUCGGAUCAUUGGAACUUUACAAUUACUUGCGCUGCGAUUUGGGUUCAAACACAUCGUACAGGUACCCGGUUGAUGUUUAUGAUCGUAUCUGGAAUGAUCGUUCCUGGUAUGCCUGUAACUUCGGCCAAAAUUGGAAACCACUAAAUGCCUCCAUUCCUGAUGAUUCUUUAAAUCAGACGGAUUACAAGCCGGGAGCUACUAUCAUGAGCACCGCAGUUGAACCAGAAAAUGAUAGUGCUCCGUUGGUAAUAAGCUGGCAGCCACAAUCUGAAAGCGACCAAUUCUAUGUCUACAUGCACUUCACGGAAACUCAAGUGUUAAACACGAAUCAGACAAGACAAUUCAACGUCAUCAGCAACGGUGAAUUAAGUAUUCCAAAUUUUUCUCCGCAGUACCAUAAUGUCAGUACCAUUACCAUAUUUUCGACGUCAGCCAUCAGCGGGAAUGUAAUUAAUUUUUCACUGGAGAGGACAAAAAAUUCUACCCUGCCUCCCAUCAUCAGUGCCAUUGAAAUUUACAGAGUAAUAGACUUACAGGAACCAGAGACAUUCCAAGGAGAUGUUGAUGCGAUUACAAGUAUUAAGUCAUUUUAUGGAGUGAAAAGGGAUUGGGAAGGUGAUCCAUGCGUCCCUGUAGCCUACUGGUGGGAUGGUCUCAGCUGUAGUUAUGACGGCAACGAGCAGUUCCCAAGAAUCACGACUCUGAAUUUAUCUUCAAGUGGAUUGUCAGGAAAGAUACACCCUUCUAUCUCAAACCUCACCAUGUUGGAGAACCUGGAUUUAUCUAACAAUAACUUAAAUGGUGAAGUUCCUGAUUUUCUGUCUGAGUUACAAUACUUGAAGAUCUUAAACUUGGAGAAGAAUAACCUCUUUGGUUCAAUUCCAUUGGCACUUGUUGAAAAAUCUAAGGAAGGUUCUCUCACCCUAAUUUUGGGUCAAAAUCCAUAUGUCUGUGAACAUGGUCAAUGCAUCGAGAACAGAAAGAACAUUGUUAUGCCUUUAGUAGCAUCAAUAUGCGGGGUUUUGAUCCUUCUGGUGGCCGUGGCAGCUAUAUUGUGGAUCCUUGCGAAGAGAAAAUCGAAAGAAAAGGAUCAAAAUGAGAUCUCUCAGCUGUACACAGAACAAGAUGAUUCUUUACAGCAGUUUAAAAAACAAAAAUUUUCAUACUCUGAUGUCAGUAAAUUUACCAACAAUUUCGGAACAAUUGUUGGUAAAGGAGGCUUUGGAACAGUUUUUCUGGGCUAUAUUUAUGACACUCCAAUUGCUGUCAAAAUGCUUUCCCCUUCAUCAUGUCGUGGUUAUGAACAAUUUCAAGCAGAGGUUAAACUUCUAAUGAGAGUUCAUCAUAAAAAUCUGACUUCCCUUAUUGGUUAUUGUAAUCAAGGAAUCAAUAAGAGUCUCAUAUAUGAGUACAUGGCUAAUGGGAACUUAGAGGAACAUCUCUCUGGUAAGCACAGUAAAUCAAAAUUCUUGAGCUGGGAAGAAAGACUUCGUAUAGCAGUGGACGCAGCCUUGGGAUUGGAGUAUCUGCAAAAUGGUUGCAAGCCACCUAUAAUUCACAGGGACGUAAAAUCUUCAAACAUCUUGUUGAAUGAACAUUUCCAAGCGAAAUUAUCUGAUUUUGGUCUAUCCAAAAUUAUCCCAGCUGAUGGGAGAUCACAUGUGUCAACUGUUAUCGCUGGUACACCUGGUUAUCUGGACCCUGACUAUUGCACAUCCAAUAGAUUAACAGAGAAAAGUGAUGUUUAUAGCUUUGGAGUGGUUCUUUUGGAAAUAAUCACAGGUCAGAAAGUAAUAGCAAGGAAUGAAGAAAGGAGUCACAUUAUUGAAUGGGUUAGGUCCCUGGUUGCAUUAAGGGAUAUCAUGGCCAUUGUGGACUCAAGAUUUGAAGGAGAUUUUGACAUUAACUCAGCCUGGAAAGCCGUGGAAAUAGCAAUGGCUUGUGUUUCUCUAAGUCCCAAAGAAAGGCCAAUAAUCAGUGUGAUAGUGUUUGAACUUAAGGAGAUUUUAGCAACCGAAUUAGCUCGAAUAAAACAUAACAGUUGUGCAAAUUCCAUGUGAAUCUGAACACCAACUCAUUCCUCAUGCCAGGUAAAAUACCUUGUUGAGGUGUGUUCGAUGAUCGAAAAGAGUUAGUGAUAUGAAUGAGCCAACGCUCACAAGAACUUUUACUCUCUUCCUACCUUGUCGCAGAGAUAUUUGUAUAAAUGCUUCUUC